AUGCACGCCUUCUUUGCUCUCGCUGCUGCUGCUUUUGUGGUGCCUGCAGUGCUUUCUGCCCCCACUGGUGCCUCUCUCGACCCCGCCGUCUUCCUCCAGAACGGCCAAGAUGCGCAAGCUCUGAACACAGAAUACCUGUCCCUCAACUCCACGGAUACCUGCAAAGACGGACAGCUGGCAUGUAUCGACAACUCCAUCGCUCACUGCGCGAACUCUACUUGGUCACUGGAGCCGUGCUCCAAGUCUCUUUCCUGCUUCGCCAUGCCGUCUCUCAAGGAAUCUGGAGUAGUUGUCUCUUGCACGACAAAUGCCACUGCCGCUUCCAUCAUUGAGGCAUCAGGUGCCACCGGCGGCGUCUUCGCCAACAGCACCUCCAACUCUGUCGCCCUUCCCUUCGACUGCGACGGCGACGACGAGAGCGAUGCCUCCUCCAGCAGUAGCAGCACGACUUCCUCUGUUGCUACUGCCACUGGCAAGGGUGCGUCGACGACCACCGACGCCUCCUCCCUCAUCACGGACUCUGCCUCCGCUACCGCGACCGCGACGUCCUCGCACGGCCACAAGCACGCAAAGACAGUGACCGUGACCGUCAUCGCCGGCUCCGGGACGGUCACGCUCCCCAGCGAGACCUUCACCCUGAACCCCUCCCAGGCCUCGAGCUUCCUCUCGAGCAUCGCGACCGAGUCCGGCGUCUCCAUCAGCACCGUCCGUGGCUCUGCGACGUCCUCUGUCGCCGCCUCGGUCACUCGAACUGCCCACUCCACGGUCGCUACCUCGAUCGCUGAGACCUCCGGCGCAGCGGAAUCGACAAUCGUCACCUUCAGCUCCACGAGCACCGACGCCACCGCAAGCGCGAUGAGCACGGGCGCCGUCUCCGGCUUCUCGAGUGCGCCCCCAGUCAAAGUCGGCUCAGCAAGCGCGAGCGCGAGCUCCGCGGCCUCUGCGACGUCCGUCCCCGUCAUCUCCGUGGGGCCAGUUACGACGAUUAUACUUGGGAGCGCCAGCACCAAGGCCACUGCGUCCGCCUAG
Epithele typhae is the source of this 1029-nucleotide messenger RNA. RefSeq lists its product as uncharacterized. The record is from RefSeq and is a predicted model, not a curated record. The transcript has 3 exons. Bases 1 to 1029 code for a protein of 342 amino acids. NCBI's taxonomy places the organism in Eukaryota, Fungi, Basidiomycota, Agaricomycetes, Polyporales, Epitheliaceae.